This is a messenger RNA of Saccharomyces paradoxus, 303 nucleotides long. It is a transcript of the gene RPL36B, whose product is annotated as 60S ribosomal protein eL36. Gene Ontology annotation, cellular component: cytosolic large ribosomal subunit; ribosome. The record is from RefSeq and is a predicted model, not a curated record. The transcript is spliced from 2 exons. NCBI's taxonomy places the organism in Eukaryota, Fungi, Ascomycota, Saccharomycetes, Saccharomycetales, Saccharomycetaceae. Gene Ontology annotation, biological process: cytoplasmic translation. Bases 1 to 303 code for a protein of 100 amino acids. Gene Ontology annotation, molecular function: structural constituent of ribosome.
AUGGCUGUCAAGACUGGUAUCGCUAUUGGUUUGAACAAGGGUAAGAAAGUCACCCAAAUGACUCCAGCUCCAAAGAUCUCCUACAAGAAGGGUGCUGCCUCUAACAGAACCAAGUUCGUCAGAUCUUUGGUUAGAGAAAUCGCCGGUUUGUCCCCAUACGAAAGAAGAUUGAUCGAUUUGAUCAGAAACUCCGGUGAAAAGAGAGCCAGAAAGGUCGCCAAGAAGAGAUUGGGUUCUUUCACCAGAGCCAAGGCUAAGGUCGAAGAAAUGAACAACAUCAUUGCUGCCUCUCGUCGUCAUUAA